AUGGAUAUCAAUUCACUUUUAUCACCCUCUGACACUCCUCGCGCCUCAUCUCUCACUCCAUCUUCGGUCAACCAUUCUCAAUCAGCUUUUAAACCGGUCCAACGAACUCGUUCAGGCACCCCCUCCGGUUCCGCUCAACCCACCCUCACUGUCAAUUCUCCUCUGUCCCGAUCGAUCCAACCGCCGUCCAGCAUCCCUGCCCAUGUCAGAAGUCCUUCACAACAACCUUCCCACUCUUCCCCGCUCAUCAGUCCUGUUCCUACAGGUACUGCGACACAUAUCACCGGUUCUUCAUCAACCCAGAGUAUGGACAAUCUACCAGACCUCACUUCCUUACAAAACGCUAGAUCCACUCCUCCGGUAUUGAAGAGUCGGGAUUCUUCAGAUAGCCAGCUCUCCUCCUCGGCUGGACCAGCCGCUCCCCAUCUCCUCUCGGCCACCUCGAACCCUCGAACUUCUUUUGACAUUGCCAUGGUCGAAACCCCCAAGCAGGCUCUGAGGCUUGACUAUUCUGACACUUCGCUCCAGCCUGAGUCACAACAACGUCUUGCCGUGUUGGUCGCUUACAUUCAAGAAACCCCUUCUUCAUACGAUGGCCAUAAGGAAAUCAUCAAGAUUCUGCAUCAAGGUUUCGUAGACCACAUUUACCCUUCAUCUAGCCCUGGCGCACGACGUGAUCCUAGAUCUUACGACCUUCUGCCUGAAUUGCGUCAUGCUCGUGAAACUUUGGACAAACUGUUCGCGGUUGGUGAGGACCAGUGGCUUGACUGGCUACAGGACGAAAGCAUACUCGCUCACACUGCCGAAGAGAGGGUUGCAGUUGUCGACAAGUGCCGUCGGGCUGUCAGUGAAGAAUAUGGAAGUACCAGCCUUUGGGUCAAUUAUGGGGAGUGGGUACUGCAUUGCUACAAAUGGGCUCAAGAUACUUCGGCAGACUCUCAGGGAGACAUCGUCGACACGGAACGAAUAGUUGGCCGUGAAGUCUUUGAUUGGAAUCUUGUCCUGGAAACAUGGGCCGAAGGCAUUCUACGUACUCAACUGGACUUGAGCCACAGCCAUGAGGUUUGGGACAAGUACAUGACCAUUCGUUUUGGCGAAACUGGCCAAAAACUUUCCCCAAGUGAGGCAGAGGCAGCUCUGGACCUGUUCCAGUCACGAUUACGUGUGCCCCACUCUACCUGGGAGCAGACUUUCUCAUCCUUCUCCAGCUUUGUGUCUGCCAAUUGUCCAGACACUCAAUACGAAGAAAUGAUGGCCUCAACACUUCGAGCAUCGAUUACUGCAAAGAAAAUAUGGUCCGAACGAGAGGUUCUGGAAUCUUCCCUUGAGACUGCCAGGGCUAAUGGUGACCAAACUGCUGAGUACCAGGCGUUCUUAAGAUAUAUCGAAUGGGAAAUUGCUGAGGAGGAUAGAGCCAAGAAGUACCGAAGACCCAGAGGGAAGCGUGACAACGCAAGUGCUCUGGCUAAUGCCCCUGACAUGAUCAACCCAUUAUAUUACCGAGCGGAGCUCCGAUUUCCCUCAGUCCUCACAAUCUGGGAAGACCAUAUAGAGUAUCUUUCCCCCAAGUCAAGUGAUCGAUUGCUCGAGGUACUUGCCAGAGCAACCAAACACUGCCCUUGGUCAGGUUCUCUGUGGAAGCAGUAUUUGCUUACCUCAGAACUAGCCGAGGAUACUUUUGACGAAACGGAAAGCAUAAAGCAUAAAGCUACCAGUACAGGUCUCCUGGAUGCUGCUGGCACGCAGGAGGCUUUGGUCGUCUACGAUGCGUGGUGUGGCUAUCUGUUGCGGCGCACCAGGAAGCCUGAUUCGACGGAGGAAGAUUCUGACGUUGCUGAAAUGGGCAUCAGAUCCUCAAUAGAGGCAGUGCACAGCCUCGCCUCCAAGUUAGGAUUGUCCUCCGAUUUUGAUCCCUCCUUCAGUCUACAGCGAAAGUAUGUCGAGUAUCUCAAAUCGCAACAUCGAUUCGACAAUGCGCGCGCCCAGUUUGAUGAUUCGGUCACAGACUAUGGCAAGCACUAUAAGUUUUGGCUACGUUUUUACGAAUUCGAGCUUCAGAAAAAUGUCCUCAUGGCCAUUUCCCACCCUAACAGUGCAGAUCGCUUGGCUGCAGUCUCAUCAGCACCGUUUGCUGUUGGUGUCCUGAAACAAGGUCUAGAACAUCCGGGGCUUGAUCACCCCGAGCCGCUGAUCGAGGCGUUACUCAAUCACUGUGAGGAUUAUGAAGACGCCGAUGAGCUACAAAGCGCAAUGUCUCUAGUACGCAAAGUGCAGAAGACCUUGACCGCGAAAAGACACCAAGAAGCUCUGGAAGCAAAUCAACAUGAACUUGAAGCGCAACAGAUGGCUUUAGAGGUCGCUCAGAAUGCUCACGAAACUACCAACGGAAUUCAGAAUGAAAAGCGAAAGCGUGAGGAUGAGAAUGACAGGGUCGAAGAUCCUGCCAAACGGUAUAAAAGUGAUGAGACCAUAAUCAACACCAAUGAAGUGUCAAGUGUUCGAGAAGAGGAAUUAUCACUCAAGCGUGAUCGCGAGAAUUCCAGUGUUUGGGUACGAAACGUACCACUCAACACCCCCGAAACAAAAAUUCGCCAAUACUUCAGCAACUGUGGUACAGUCAAGCAUUUGAAAAUACUCCAGGAUGAAGACAACGCGAUUAUUGUGGAGUUUGAGGACUCCGAGGCGGCGCAAUUUGCCCUUUCCAGGGAUGGUCGACCAUUUGAGGGCGCAGAGUUGUCAAUUGUUCUCAGCACCAAAUCAACUCUCUAUGUCACGAAUUAUAUUGCUUCAGCCGACGAAGCCUAUAUUCGGAACAUUAUGCGACCAUAUGGUGAGAUUAUCGGUGUUCGCUUCCCUUCUUUGCAAAAGAAUAAGAGACGACGAUUCUGUUAUGUCGAUUUCAAAGAACAAAGCCAGGCGGAGGCUGCUACAGAGCUCGAUAACAGAGAGAUUGAUGGUCUCAAGAUUAUUGUAAAGGUAUCAGAUCCCGCCCGGCGACAUGCCAGGGCUGAGAAUGAUGAGACGAAAACUCUCUUCGUUGGACAUCUACCCUUCAAGGCCACUUCGAAGGAUGUUGAGAAAAUUUUUGCGGCGUAUGGGAAAGUGGAACAAAUCAAGGUUCCUCAGGAUCCGAAAUCAAAAUCAAAGAACCGUGGAAUUGCAUUCGUGACAUUUGCGGAUUCUGAGGAAGCUCACUCUGCCCUUGCAUUGGAUCAGACCGAAUUGCUGGGUCGGAAGAUCACAGUCAACAUUGCUGCCGACAAUAAACCAGGGGCGAACCCUAGUGUCUCUGGUAGGUCCAAGUCUCCUUCAGCUCAGCCUGAUCCAGAGUCAAAGGCUAUGUCGGCAUCCGAAGACCACAAUGCUCUGGUCACGAAUCUAGAGGAGCGGCACCAGCGGACGGUGACCAUUUCUGACGUUCCCGAUACAGUGAACGAAAGCCGUAUCAAAGCGCUAGCUGAAAAGUUCGGUCCGACGCGAAAGGUAGUCCUCAAAACGAACCAUCAAGGAGCUAUCAUAGAGUUUGAAAAGGUGGUCGAUGCUGGGCGAGCUGCGAUUGGACUUGAUGGCCAUGAAAUCGAUCCUGGCCGGUACAUUCGAGUCACAACCCAGAAAGAAAUGUUCCAACAGAAGCCAGAGCUGAAGCAAGAGCAAUUCCUACAGCGUCCUGCUGUUAAUCGUCCGACAAUGAAGGGUCCAGUCAAACGUCCGCCUCAACCCGGGGCUCGAAAGGGUGGAAACCUUGGCCAAAGGUCGGCGACAAUCUUCCAAGCCAACACUGGAAGCAAUGAGCAGAAUGGGACGAAGAAGACCAAUGAUGAUUUCAGGUCUCUGAUUAAUAAAUCUUAG
Molecule: messenger RNA, 3849 nt
Organism: Exophiala bonariae
Lineage: Eukaryota; Fungi; Ascomycota; Eurotiomycetes; Chaetothyriales; Herpotrichiellaceae
Exons: 1
Coding region: 1-3849 (1282 amino acids)
Biological process (GO): RNA processing
Cellular component (GO): ribonucleoprotein complex
Molecular function (GO): RNA binding; protein binding
Source: RefSeq, a predicted model, not a curated record